Molecule: messenger RNA, 2134 nt
Organism: Triticum aestivum (bread wheat)
Lineage: Eukaryota; Viridiplantae; Streptophyta; Magnoliopsida; Poales; Poaceae
Product: putative clathrin assembly protein At5g57200
Exons: 14
Coding region: 107-1960 (617 amino acids)
Biological process (GO): vesicle budding from membrane; clathrin-dependent endocytosis; clathrin coat assembly
Cellular component (GO): clathrin-coated pit; clathrin-coated vesicle
Molecular function (GO): SNARE binding; clathrin heavy chain binding; phosphatidylinositol-4,5-bisphosphate binding
Source: RefSeq, a predicted model, not a curated record
CCCACCCCCACCCCCACCCCCACCCGCCGGUUGGGCAGAGGGAGGCAGCGAGCGAGCGAGGGAGGGAACCACGGCGCGGGGGUGAUCGUGGGGUGGGGGGAGCCUGAUGGGGUCGUGGCGCAAGGCCUACGGCGCCCUCAAGGACUCCACCAGGGUCGGCCUCGCCAAGGUCCACAGCGACUUCAAGGAUUUGGAUAUUGCCAUUGUCAAGGCGACCAACCACGUAGAAUGCCCUCCCAAGGAGCGCCACGUCAGAAAAAUAUUCUUGGCAACCUCGAUGACCCGCCCUCGCGCCGAUGUCGCCUACUGCAUAUACGCCUUGUCCAGAAGGCUGUCCAAGACAAAGAAUUGGACAGUUGCCUUGAAGACGUUGAUAGUGAUACACAGGCUUCUGCGAGAAGGCGAUCCUACUUUCAAGGAAGAGUUCCUGGCCCACUCACACAAAAGAAACCUUUUGCACAUGGCGAAUUUCAAGGAUGGCUCGAGCCCAUUAGCUUGGGAUUGCUCCGCGUGGGUUCGCACCUACGCGCUCUUCCUGGAGGAGCGGCUCGAGUGCUUUAGGAAUCUAAAAUACGACAUCGAAACCGAGCGUCUGAUGAGAUCUCCCCAGCAUUCUGCCAAGGCACAUAGUAGAACCAGGACGAUGCCUUGGCUUGAUCUUAUGGAGCAUUUGCCUUCAUUGCAGCAGCUGCUCUUCAGGCUUAUGGGCUGUCAGCCUGAAGGUUUAGCAUGCUCAAACUACCUCAUUCAAUAUGCAUUAGCCUUGGCUUUGGAGGAGAGCUUUAAAACAUAUUGCGCAAUCAAUGAUAGAAUCAUCAACCUUGUUGAUAUGUUCUUCGAGAGGCCGAGGUAUGAUGCUAUCAAGGCUAUUGCAAUCUAUAAAAGAGCUAGCAUGCAGGCAGAAAACCUUGCUGAUUUUUACGAAUUCUGCAAGGAUCUUGAGCUUGACACGACAUUCCAGUUUCUUACUCUCAGACAGCCACCCCCAUCAUUUCUUGCAGCCAUGGAGGAGUACAUCAGAGAAGUGCCACGUCCCACAAUCAGGAGACUGGACAGUGAGGAGAGGAAGCUACUAACCUACAGCCAGGAAGCUCCAAAAGAACCUAAAAAGCCGGUGGAAGGGGAGCAAGAAGAGCCUGCACAGCCUGAACAAGAACCAGAGCCUGAGCCUGAGCCUGAGCCUGAACAACAACUGCCCGCAAUGGAAACCACUGGAGAUUUACUCGUAUUCUUCUCCAUAAGCUAUUUUUCUGGUCCAUUUCGGUUCAUCUCCUCUGAAUCUCACUACUGUCCUUUCCUGCUUGCAUGCUUCAUGCAGAACCUGGAUGAGGAGGUGAAUCCCUUUGUCGUGGAUCUUGAUGAACACAACGCGCUUGCACUCGCUAUUGUGGCACCAGGAGAUGGAAGCAAAGCAUCUUGUCAAGAUUUGUUUUCUGGCAGCACAUCUGGGUGGGAGCUGGCCCUCGUCACUGCUCCAAGCCGCUACACCAGCCAACCAAUUGAGACCAAAUUGGCUGGGGGCUUUGACAUAAUGCUACUCGACAGCCUCUACGAAGACGGGGCGAGGAGGCAGCAGAUCGCCAGCGUGGCCUACAACGGCAGCCUUGGACAAGCCAACAAUCCCUUCGAAACGAACGACCCUUUCGCCAUGUCCAACAGCUUUGCGCCCCCUUCCAACAUCCGGCUGGCAAUGGUGACCCAGCAGCAGCAAUACUUCCAGGCUCAACAACAUCAGCAGCAAUACUACUACCAGCCUCAGCUCCAAUACUACCAGCCCCAGCUGCAGCAGCAGCAUCAGCAGCAGUAUUUCCAGGCUCAGCAGCAUCAGCACCAGUAUUUCCAGCAGCAGCCCCAGUAUUGUGUGCAUCCGGCCGGAACUUACAAUCCGUUUGGUGACCCUUUCACUGACCUUGUAACUCUGGCUGCUCCUUCAAAACAAGGCGAUUUAAGUUUGCUCUGAAUUGCCCGGCCCUGUUUCUGAUCUCAGUCAAUAUAGAUGGGUACUCCCAUUCUCAGUAGAGCAACCAGCACAAAUUGAAUUCUUCUGUUGAGUUAAGAUGAUGUACAGUUGUACACUGCUGACCUUUGCAAUAUCCACAUUUGGAGCAAACAUGACAAGUACAACUGCAUUUUU